AUGUCGCUCAUCGAUACGGACACAAAUACGUCCAAGCCAGAACCAAAUGAGGAAAAACACUUGAGUGACAACUUUACGCUGGCAUCAGUUGGCGACUCAACCUCCGAAGUGGAAAACUAUGACUCCAAACCGCUCGCAGCUCUAGACUACAUAGACUUGCGGUUUGACUCAUCCUCGUCAAUCACUGUUAACACCCCAGCCCCGCUGGACCUGAAUUCGGGUCUUGAGAUGGAAAGCUUGGAGGGCCCAGAAACGUGUCUUCUAACACCCGUCACUCCUGUGAAAAAGACAUCUUCUUCUGCUUUUAAGAGAUCCUUCACUAGGCAGAAGCAAAUAAAAGAAUUGCUAAACACAGAAGAGGUGUAUGUCAAAUCCCUGAAAGUGCUGAAAGAGGUUUACGUUAGUUAUCUUGGAGCAAGCGAGCCGAUUCCGCUAUUUUUCGAGAACUUCGCUAGUGUCGUCGAUAGUCUGCUGGAAGAGCAUACGCGAUUUCUUAAAGGACUGGUCUCGCUAUACCGCGAAUGGGUCAAGAGUGGAAACUCAGCUGAGACAUCGAGACUGUCCAUCCAUUCUCCCAUGUUCGAAACCCAUGUCCCCCGAUCUGAGGAUCUGUGCUAUCUUGAGAAAAUCGUUGAUUGGAUCCACGAUAAUUCAAUCAAUGUUCGCACGUACAGUGCAUAUUGCCAGCUGGUUCCAAAAGUCAUUAUCUUUGCAGAAGCUAAAAACGUUCAUCAGUACAACACAAGCUCAAUCGUGAUAUACAACGAUUACAUGGUGGAGCACCAAGACGUGGCUUCCAGCUAUUUUCUCCAGCAACAGCUGGACAUUAGGUUCAUCUCGCUGGUCCAGAUGCCCACAAACAGGAUCUCCAGAUACAAGCUGAUAGUGGACUCGCUUUUACAGAAAUCAAAAGGAGACAUUGACUCUAGAAUGAACGAUAAACUUGAAUCAUGUGUGAAGCAUAUCGCUGAUAAAUGCACUCAGAUUAACAAUCAUGUGGGCAGGUACGAGAAAAUCGAGCUGGCAAACCAGCAACUAAAGACUAUGAUGAGCAGUUCUCUCAAGCGUAUAUCUGACGACCCUUACUUCUUCGACAAUAUGGGAGACGUCAUAAUAGUGGCAGCUUUUGCAACCGUCUGGAGCCACCAAGAAACCAUCAAGUACGAAUACUUCGGUUCCAUUCUCUUUGACUCGCAUCUUGUUCUUGUGAGGCCCUACAAACACCGUCAGCUGGGAGUCAAAAUGAUCAUUCCUGUUUCGUCAAUCUUCAAUAUUCAGGACAGUGAUUUAGGGGCCAAAGGACUUCUCUUCACAAUUUAUCCCCACUGUUUUAAGAUCCAGUUUGAGUACAAUUUCAAGCAGUUUGAGAUUGUGGUGAUCUUACCAUCAGAGUCAGAGAAGCAGGUGUGGCUGGAGAAGCUCCGUGAAAUGUCCGCAAAAUGGCGCGCCGAUAUUGGAAACCAAGACUUUGCCUACUCCUUUUAUAAACGAAAACACAGACUGCACAGAAGUGAACUUGAGAAGUUCAGGUUCAGAAGCUUCAUUCCUGACGACAUCACACCAUUCAGGGAGAAAAGUCAUGGGCAGCUUUUUGCUCUUGAAGCGAGCGUUCGCCAGUUCUCCAUCCACCAUUUCAAUCCGUACCCAGACGAGUCUCUGCGCAGAGACCGCUUUUCCAGCCACAAUGUCGUAGUGGCAAUUAAGAAAGAGGAUAGAGUCAGAGUGGAAAAGAGCUUGGGUGAUCUGUGGGCAUCCGAGAUCCCAAAGACUACCGUCCCACUCACACGCAGCAUUUCCGACUUCAGUUUGCGCAAAAAACUGUCGAUCUCGUCUAUUUCCUCUCUCAACAACCAAAACUCUCAGUCCUCGGGUCCGCGUUCGACCUCGCUCAUGAGAGGAGGCCGGAGUGGCACGAAGCUUUCUACUUCCUCCUCCAUGCGCAAUUUGGCACACACUUUGGGCAACAUGAGAUCUACAGACGAAAAGGACGAAACCGUAUCCGGAGAUACAGAAACUUAUGCUGACCACACGAUUUCGGGGUCUGGCUCAAUCAGAAAAAGCUUCAGCUUUAAAAAACUAAUCAAAUCAUUAAGUGUGCAUUCGAAUAUGUCCGAACUCGAAAAUACAAAUUAA
Messenger RNA from Ogataea parapolymorpha DL-1, 2133 nucleotides. RefSeq lists its product as uncharacterized. The transcript has a single exon. Bases 1 to 2133 code for a protein of 710 amino acids. Gene Ontology annotation, biological process: regulation of GTPase activity. Gene Ontology annotation, cellular component: cytoplasm. NCBI's taxonomy places the organism in Eukaryota, Fungi, Ascomycota, Pichiomycetes, Pichiales, Pichiaceae. Gene Ontology annotation, molecular function: guanyl-nucleotide exchange factor activity. The record is from RefSeq and is a predicted model, not a curated record.